Messenger RNA from Henningerozyma blattae CBS 6284, 2472 nucleotides. RefSeq lists its product as uncharacterized. Gene Ontology annotation, biological process: AMP metabolic process; IMP salvage. The transcript has a single exon. Gene Ontology annotation, cellular component: cytosol. Gene Ontology annotation, molecular function: AMP deaminase activity. Lineage: Eukaryota; Fungi; Ascomycota; Saccharomycetes; Saccharomycetales; Saccharomycetaceae. The record is from RefSeq and is a predicted model, not a curated record. Bases 1 to 2472 code for a protein of 823 amino acids.
AUGUCCAGCCCAGCGCAAUCGGUUUCCCGUUCUCGUUCACGCAACGACGUUUACCCUUCCGAGUCAGAAUCUAGCUCAUCUAUCUCUACUGCAUCUGCUUCGAAUGCAAACUUGCCUCAACUUGAACAAUUAUCAAUUAAUGGUAAUUCUGUUUCUCUCCAACGUAGUGCUCAAUUUUCGCUUCGUGAUGAUUACAACCUUGUAAGUGCUGAUUCUAAGUUGAAUGCUCUUCAAGAUAUUCAAAAAAAGAAUAUUGCUAGGAGGUUGUCUCAAUCCCAAACACAGAACCCUGGAAUUAAUAAAGCUGAUAUUGAGUCAGAAAGUGUAGAUCAGACUCCUUUCUGUCCUCAACAAGACGAUGCUGACGCUAAUGCCAUCGCGAUGCCCAGGUUCCGUAAUCGUACCUUAUCUAUGUCAGCGCAAAGUACCAUUCCUGAUGUUGUAGCACAAGAAAAUGAUAGCAUUGCAAGUUCAAAUUCAAGUCAAUCGAACAAAAACGGUGCGUUGGUGAAAGCAACAACUAGCCAAGUGAAAAAGGAUGAUAGUAAAUAUAAGAUGGGGAUGUUGGCUGACGACCCUACUCAGCAUAUCUUGGAACAUCCAUCUCCUGAAUUGGUAGAAUUGUAUUCUAAUGUUCAAAAAUGUAGAGACUUGAGAAAAAAAUAUCAAACAGUAUCUUUCCAAUAUGAUUCGCAAAAUCCUAAAAAUGAUGAAGCUAAAUGGGAAAUAUACCCUACACCCCCUAAACCUUCGUAUGAUCCCGUUUCAAAGACUGUUUUAAAAGUUCAGAAUGUUCCCGAUCAUGAGAUCUUUGAUUAUGAUUCUUGUGAGAUACCAGGUAUAGAUCCUAAUUGGGAUUUCCAACUGAAUUCAGAUGAUACUUUUUGUGUAUUUGCUAAAAAUGAUCCUAAUAAAACGUUAAUUGAUAAUAAUAUCCCCACUUUACGUGAUUAUUAUGUUGAUUUAGAAAAAAUCAUAUUAAUCUCUUCAGAUGGCCCAUCUAAAUCGUUUGCAUUUAGAAGAUUGCAAUAUUUAGAAGCUCGUUGGAAUCUAUAUUAUCUAUUGAAUGAAUAUCAUGAGACAAAUAUAUCAAAGAAAAAUCCUCAUAGAGAUUUUUAUAACGUUAGAAAAGUUGAUACUCACGUUCAUCAUUCAGCUUGUAUGAAUCAAAAACAUCUUUUAAGAUUUAUUAAACAUAAAUUAAGACAUAAUGGAGAUGAAAAAGUUAUCUUUAGAGAUGAUAAAGUUUUAACUUUGAAUCAAGUGUUUGAAUCGUUAAAUUUGACAGGCUAUGAUUUAUCCAUUGAUACUCUAGAUAUGCAUGCCCACAAAGAUACUUUCCACAGAUUUGAUAAAUUCAAUUUGAAAUAUAAUCCAAUUGGUGAAUCACGUCUAAGAGAAAUAUUUAUGAAAACAGAUAAUUUCAUUCAAGGUCGUUAUUUAGCUGAAAUUACAAGACAAGUGUUUGCCGAUAUCGAAUAUUCAAAAUAUCAAAAUAGUGAAUUUAGAAUAUCUAUUUAUGGUAGAUCGAUUGAUGAAUGGGAUAAAUUGGCUACAUGGAUUAUUGAUAAUAAAUUGAUUUCUCAUAACGUUCGUUGGUUGAUUCAAAUCCCUCGUUUAUAUGGGAUAUAUAAAUCAACAGGAAUUAUAUCCAAUUUUCAACAGAUUUGUACAAAUAUUUUUAAACCUUUAUUUGAGGUUACACGUAAUCCACAAUCGCACCCAAAAUUGCAUGUUUUCCUACAAAGAGUUAUUGGGUUUGAUUCAGUGGAUGAUGAAUCGAAAGUUGAUAGAAGAUUUCAUAAGAAAUACCCAAUCCCAUCUCUUUGGGAAUCUUCUCAAAAUCCCCCUUAUUCAUACUACUUAUAUUAUCUAUAUUCUAAUUUGGCUUAUUUAAAUCAAUGGAGGGCCAAAAGAGGUUUCAAUACACUUGUUUUAAGACCGCAUUGUGGUGAAGCUGGGGAUCCAGAACAUUUAAUUUCUUCAUAUUUGGUAUCGCAUGGGAUUUCUCAUGGUAUUUUAUUAAGAAAAGUUCCAUUUGUUCAAUAUCUAUAUUAUUUAGAUCAAAUCGGUAUUGCUAUGUCACCGUUGUCUAAUAAUGCAUUAUUUUUAACGUAUGAUAAAAACCCAUUUCCUCAUUACUUUAAAAGAGGUUUAAACGUUUCCUUGUCUACUGAUGAUCCUUUACAAUUUUCUUAUACCAGAGAACCUUUAAUUGAAGAAUAUUCAGUUGCUGCACAAAUUUACAAAUUAUCUAACGUUGAUAUGUGUGAAUUAGCAAGAAAUUCAGUCUUACAAAGUGGUUGGGAAACUGAAAUUAAAAAACAUUGGAUAGGUGAAAAUUUCACAGUAGAUGGAAUGGAAGGUAAUGAUUUGGCUAAGACAAAUGUUCCAGACAUUAGAAUUUCUUAUAGAGAUGACACUUUGAAAACAGAAUUAGAACUAGUUAAUCAUUUUGCAAAUUUCACAUAA